Messenger RNA from Aspergillus fijiensis CBS 313.89, 2023 nucleotides. RefSeq lists its product as uncharacterized. The transcript is spliced from 3 exons. The record is from RefSeq and is a predicted model, not a curated record. The annotation marks the transcript as partial. Lineage: Eukaryota; Fungi; Ascomycota; Eurotiomycetes; Eurotiales; Aspergillaceae.
CAUGAACACAUUGUCACCUAGUCAGCAAGAACCUCCCAAAGUCGUCAUAACGCGAUCUAUACUUGCCGCGCUUCAACGUUGCGCGAUACACCUCCUUCCCAUUGCCGUGUCAUCUACAGUUAUUGGACUGAACAUCAAGGGCACAUAUCUAGGAGCGGACAUGAUGUCUCCAUUCCCAUCCGAGACUAUAAACCUGGCACUCUUCCAGUUGGCUGCCAAAGCUCAUGAGAUAAUGAUCGUUGCAAGCUUGAGUGUAACUGUUCUACUCUGUGUCCGCCAUGAAUUGCUCUUCGGCCGUGGCCUUCCCUUGGGUCUCUUGGGAUCAGGGCUUGCGUUCAACAACUUCGGAUAUUUUUUCUCCAGAAAAUUUUGUGGUGGUUUAAGAUAUGUGGCUAUUCACGGCGAGAGAUCACGCAAGGCUGCACUGAUAAGUCUUGUGGUCGUGGCAGGCCUGCUAGCUACUCUUGCUGGGCCAGCGAGUGCUGUUCUCCUUGUUCCAAAAUCACAACCCUGGAACCCCGGAGAUACUGAGUUCUUCUUGAACGGAUCAGAGAGCGAUUAUUGGCCUGCUGACUUGUCGAAAGAGAUCCCAGACCUCGAACAACUCUGCAGUGAGCAAAACUCGACUCUUCUGGGAUUCUGCCCGGCGGGUGGAUUUCUCUCGUUGUGGACUCACUGGGUGACGAUGAACAGCACCACUUUCCAAACCCAGAAUGUCCGCUCCUAUGCAAAGGAACUUUCCGGGUCUCGGUUUUACUGGCCAGUCUCCAGUCCCUUGUCUCUAAUCCCACCUCUAUAUUCACUGGGGGACAUUCAGCAAGAGCCAAAUAGAAGAAUAUCGCUGAUACAGCCGCACGCAGCAACCGUGGUGAUGCUACAGCGGCUUGCGGAAGAUUGGUGGCGGGCCUUCAGUGUACAGAAAGGUCUUUCGCAGAGUCAAAUUGAUGAUCGUACUGCUUCGGUUACCUUCAAACAUGCUAUCACUGUCGCCCGUUACACCACAGUGUAUUUUCCUUCAAUACAUGGUCGGUUUGACUUUGCCGAUAGCCUACCACUCGACGUGGAUAGUCUUAAUUCCACUCCGAAUGGCCACCUGUCAUUUCAAUGGGUUCAUCUUCCGCCCAGAUUUGGUGCUGCUAGCAUUGGGGGACUAUUCCAGACCCCCUGGAAAGCCACUAAGGGGGGUAGCGUCUCUAGAAUAGCAAUCGGUUGUACAGUACAGGCUGGGUGGUUUCCUGCAACGUAUCCGUGGAAUAUCCAGUAUGACGAUCGUUCUCCCGCAUGGAAUCCGACUUCUUACAGCGCAAUCAAUGGCCGAGUUGCAUUCGGUGAUGAGUGGCUCAAGUUAUUGACUCCUCCAAGCCCCCUUACAGUAACUGAUACUGCCAGCACUUGGCGACUAUCGACCAUCGAAAGCAUCUUUUCAAUUGCAGGCUUGGCAACUGAUGCAAAGGCCGAUGAGAUAACUCUCGAUGGUUGGCUUGUCAACGAUAUUUCCAGCUGGCAGAGCGUCUCUCUAGUAGAGGCCAUUGUCUGCAGUGUCAUUCUAGAUGGCAUCAGCCGAACGAGAAGCCAUCAAGUGUUCAUCGAAGACAGAGUGGCGAUUCAACCUUCGACUACCACCGCCUCCACCCCCAGCGAAUCAGUGACGAUCACAGCAGAAUUCAAGAUAAGCGGCUUUUCACUUCAGGGCUCUCUUUCUGGUACUCUCGCCAUGUCAGUCCUCAUUGCUCACCUGGCGAUUGCUAUUGGUCACAUCAUCUACCUCAUCCUUAAAAGACACACGCCGGGUAGCUGUAGUUCAGUCGGUGAGCUCAUUGCUCUGGCGCAAAAUUCACCGCCAGCGUCUGAAGUUCUAACAAAUACUGGAGGAGAAAUAAAGAGCUCGAAGACCUACGCUCACCUAGCAAGGAUUCGUGUGGCGAAGGCUUCUGACUCCUGUGGACAAGACCGCAUUGAACUAGUCUUCAAAGCGCACACGCCCUCUGCUGAACUCCGCGGCGAUUCUUCUGGGACUGAGUAA